Armigeres subalbatus is the source of this 1686-nucleotide messenger RNA. RefSeq lists its product as uncharacterized. Gene Ontology annotation, molecular function: nucleic acid binding; zinc ion binding. Lineage: Eukaryota; Metazoa; Arthropoda; Insecta; Diptera; Culicidae. The transcript has 3 exons. The record is from RefSeq and is a predicted model, not a curated record. The coding region runs from base 1 to 1464 and encodes 487 amino acids.
AUGCCGGCCGGUCUCGGCUCAACACUGAUGCUAGUCGGCCUCAGCUCUUCAUUGAUGCCGGCUAGUUUCGGCUCGACUCUGCUGCUGCUGCCGGUAUCUCCUCGGCAUGUCGGCAUGCUGCGGUGUCGGGUCUGUAGAAUGGGCUGCUUCUGGAACAUUUUCUACGGCUGUACUGGCAUGCUUUGGCUGAUGGUGGCCUCGGCGCUGCCGGGCCGAAAAGCGGAUGAUGCGGACGAUGCUGUUUUGCGAAAAGUUGCGAGAAUCGAGAAACCUCUGUCGGACGCUGGCGGAGAACUCGCUGAGCGUAGCACGAUUGAAUUUGAAGCAGUCGGACCGUCUAGUACUCGGCGUGAAAGAGAAACUACGGACUUCGAGGAGUCAAAAUUCAUGGCUUCCAUCAACCAACUCUCAGUGUCUUCCAUAUGUGUACCCGAGUGCAGACCAGCAAGCGAAAACGAAGAAAUCGGCAGACACACAUUUGAGCAAUGGCGUGACCUUCUAGUUGAUUCACUACAACUUGCGGGUAUAACUGAUGAGGCUACAAAGUACACCAUAUUUAAGGUGAAGGCCGGGCCACGCCUUUUGGAUAUUUAUCGAAAUUCCAAGGCUGACGAGACAGCUCCAGACGCAGAAAUAUACCCGUUUGCUCAUGCUUUGUGUCGUUUGAAAACAUAUUUUGGAUCAGGUUCGGAUACACUGCUUCAACGACGUAGGCUCGCUUUGAUGGAGCAAAAGGCCGAUGAAUCAGACCUAGCGUUUAUAACACGCGUUGGAACUGCUGCUAGACUGUGUAAUUAUGGCAAAGAGAAAGAGUUCGAAGAAAUCGUCGGGACCAUCGCAGCACACGCUCAAAGAAGAGAGGUGCGUACGAUGGCACUGAAGCUCUUGGGUAGAAAUGGAACCUUCUCCGACCUAGUCGACAAAGUCCGAGAAAUAGAGGCCAUUCGUCUCAACGAGCAGUUCUUCGCUCAAAAGCACGGAUCAAAUAACGCGACUGUCGUUGCACCGGUCAGAGCCGACUUCCCUAUGCGCGGCGGUGGUCAGCAAAGAUAUCCAGGAAGAGCGACAUACCAACGAGGUAACCGCAGCAUCUCAGUAGGCGCCCGACGUGGGGGCUAUCAAGGGAUGUCACGAAACACAGGCGCCCGUACUGGUCUUUAUACACAACGCAACAACGAACCUCAAGCAACUAGAUGUUGGAGGUGCACCAGCGUUUACCACGUACCGGCAAGAUGUCAUGCUGUCGACAAAGACUGCAGAAAAUGCGGGCAAUUAGGACAUAUUCAAAUAGCGUGUCCCCUGCCUCCAGCGGCAGCCUUUAAGAAGCAAGAUUUUCGGGUCCAAGAAUCUGUUGCUGAGUCCAGUCAAGGCACGAUUGCAGCGGUCGAGAAGUCUGAAGACACGGCAGCGACACAAGAAGUAAGUGAGAAAGCUGAAUAUUAUUCAGCUAAUGUACAUGAUUGAAUCUGUUUUUCCUUUUUCGAGUUGAAAGGCUGCUCUACCUGCCGAUUUCUUGUGCUCAUUAUCUUCUUCAUCUUUGCUUAAUUUUGACUUUGAAAUUGUUAUCAUUCUUUGAGCUAUUUAGUUACAUAACAAGUGAAGAGAAUAAUUUGAAAUGAAAUACUUUUCUUGAUUUUGCGUUUUAAUACUAUGAAUUUUACGGAUACUGUACCUCAAAUAUCUUGA